AUGACCAAAACGGUGGACAAGGGCGUGGUGCCCCUGGCUGGCACCAACGGCGAGACCACGACCCAGGGUCUCGAUGGCCUCAUGGAGCGCUGUGCCCAGUACAAGAAGGACGGCGCUGGCUUUGCCAAGUGGCGCUGCGUGCUCAAGAUCACGGCGCACACGCCCACGCGCCUCGCCGUCAUGGAGAACACCAACAUGCUGGCGCGCUACGCCAGCAUCUGCCAGCAGAACGGCAUUGUCCCCAUCGUGGAGCCCGAGAUCCUCCCAGACGGUGACCACGACCUCAAGACGUGCCAGUACGUCACCGAGAAGGUGCUGGCAGCCGUGUACAAGGCGCUCAGUGACCACCACGUGUACCUCGAGGGGACGCUGCUGAAGCCCAACAUGGUGACAGCGGGACACGCCUGUGCCACCAAGUACAGCCCCGAGGAGAUCGCCAUGGCAACGGUCACCGCACUGAGACGGACCGUGCCACCCGCCGUGCCAGGGAUCACGUUCCUCUCAGGCGGUCAGAGUGUGGAGGAGGCCUCCAUCAACCUCAACACCAUCAACCGCUGCCUGCUGCCGCGUCCCUGGGCGCUGACCUUCUCGUACGGCCGCGCCCUGCAGGCCUCGGCCCUCAAGGCCUGGGGCGGCAAGAAGGACAACACCAAGGCGGCCCAGGAGGAGUAUGUCAAGAGAGCCCUGGUAGGUGGCACCCGGGGACACCUUGGGGACACCUUGGUGGCGUUGGAGACACCGUUGGGGUCUUGGGGACUUAGGGGUGUUUGUUGGGUUGGGUUGACCGUGGAGAGAUGGGAGCUGAGGAGCCACAUCUGAGGUGGGUUCAGAGGG
Melospiza melodia melodia is the source of this 834-nucleotide messenger RNA. Its product is annotated as fructose-bisphosphate aldolase A-like. Gene Ontology annotation, molecular function: fructose-bisphosphate aldolase activity. The coding region runs from base 1 to 819 and encodes 272 amino acids. The record is from RefSeq and is a predicted model, not a curated record. Gene Ontology annotation, cellular component: cytosol. The transcript is spliced from 6 exons. NCBI's taxonomy places the organism in Eukaryota, Metazoa, Chordata, Aves, Passeriformes, Passerellidae. Gene Ontology annotation, biological process: glycolytic process; fructose 1,6-bisphosphate metabolic process.